Messenger RNA from Drosophila hydei, 671 nucleotides. RefSeq names its product M-phase phosphoprotein 6 (gene Mpp6). NCBI's taxonomy places the organism in Eukaryota, Metazoa, Arthropoda, Insecta, Diptera, Drosophilidae. The record is from RefSeq and is a predicted model, not a curated record. The coding region runs from base 104 to 592 and encodes 162 amino acids. Gene Ontology annotation, biological process: maturation of 5.8S rRNA. The transcript has a single exon.
CACUAUUUUUGUAAGUUUGUUUUGCUUAGAUAUUCUGUACAGAAACAGCGUGCACUGUAGAGCUUCAUUCAAACUUUUUCUAAAUAAUUGUUUAAACUAUACAAUGCCUUCCAAAACAAAACCAAGACUUUCCCGUGGCUUGUUGGACAUGAAAUUCAUGCAACGCACCAAAGUGAAAGUAGCCAAAGAAGACGAUGACGAACAGAGCCGCGCAUUGUACUCCAAUGAACUAAAUCAGAAGAUGCUUAAUAGUAAUUCCAAUUAUAUUAUCGAGCCAAGUUAUACCAUUUGCGCGGGACUAAUCGAUGGACGUCUUAGCUUUCGUGGUAUGAAUCCGGAAUUGGAGCGCCUAAUGGAGUUAGAACAAGCCGAAAAGCAAGGCAAUACCAGACCAGAGCAGCCAAAGGAAGUCAAUGAUCAGGAAAUGGCUGAUGCCUAUUAUGCGAAUCAAGCGCCAGCCGUGUGCAAAACUAUGAAUAAGAAGUUCGCCACAAAGAAUGAGUUCAACAAGCGCAAAUCAAAUAAUGGCAAUCCAAAAUGGCAAAAGAAAGGACAAUUUAAAAAACCGCGAGCCGACGAUGACGAGGAUUAAAUAAACUUUAUAAGCAUAUGACAUAGUGACUUAUUUCUAAAUAUAACAUAAAUUUGCUCAGCUGGAUUCAGUUGGAAUC